Molecule: messenger RNA, 2130 nt
Organism: Xenopus laevis (African clawed frog)
Lineage: Eukaryota; Metazoa; Chordata; Amphibia; Anura; Pipidae
Product: extracellular calcium-sensing receptor
Exons: 5
Coding region: 1-2130 (709 amino acids)
Source: RefSeq, a predicted model, not a curated record
AUGAGUAUUCCCCGGAUUACCGCUUUAUGGGCAUCCCAUCUGACCGCAAUUGAGAUAAGCUUUGGUGCAGCACUGGCUGAUCUAAGUGAUAAAAUAAAUUUUCCUUCGUUUCUGCGUACCAUCAUAAGUGACAAAGUACAGCCUCAAUAUCUAAAUAUGCUGAUGAUGAAUUAUAACUGGACGUGGAUAGGGAUUUUGGCUUCUGAUAAUGAUUUUGGUCUCUAUAGCAGUGAGCUCAUGAGAAAAGAUAUUGAGGCAGCCGGAAUUUGUGUGGCAUAUUUUAUGCGGAUAUCUGCCCAACACACCAGAGACCAGACACUUUCUAUUCUGCAAGUCAUCAGAAAAUCGUCAGCCAAAGUUGUACUGUUUUAUUGUUCCAUGCCAGAACUAAUCCCUUUCUUUAAAGUUGCAGCUGAAGAAAACAUAACAGGCAAGAUCUGGAUUGCCAGUGGCAGUUGGAUGACCUCUCCUAUUUUUUCAUAUGAAGAAUUUUGGAAAAUAUUGAAUGGUACAGUCGGAUUAACACUGCCUUUCUCAACUAUUCCCAAAUUUGGAAAGUUCCUUAAUAAUAUUCAGCCAUCUUUGUACCCAAAGGAUAUUUUCAUGAAAUCAUUUUGGGAAGUGGGUUUUGGUUGUUUGUGGCACAAAGAAAGUGAGAACGAAACAGAGACACUAGUCCGAGCAACAGUAAACUAUUGUACUGAACUUGAAAGUCUUACAACUUUAGAAUCUAUAGGGUAUAAGGAAGACACAUCAGGCUAUGCUAUUCUUCUUUACAAUGCAGUGUAUUCAUUGGCUCAUGGCAUCAAUAACAUGAUUUCCUGCACAUCAGGACAACAGUGUUUAAACAUAAAUGGACUAGAUCCAUGGAAGAUUUUGCACUAUGUAAAGCAUGUGAAGGUAAAGAAUACUGCUGGCCAGGAGUUGGCCUUUGAUGAGAACGGGGACUUGAUAUCUUACCUUGAGUUUGUGAAUUGGCAAGCUCUUCCCAAUGGAGAAACCAAAUAUAUCAGUUUUGCAACUUUAAAAGAAUUUCCUUGGCGUCACAUUGUUAUCAGUGACAGUGCUGUUAUAUGGAGUGGAGGUUUUGUAAAGGCACCAACAUCUACAUGCAGUAUCAGUUGCCCUCCAUACAGAAAGGCCCCACAGAAGGGACAGCCUGUCUGCUGUUUUGACUGUAUCUUAUGCUCUGAAGAUGAGUUUAGCAAUGAAACAGACUCAACAAGCUGUAUGAAUUGCCCUGAAGACAUGUGGGCAAAUGAAAAGCAUACAGGUUGCCUAAAGAGGACACUGGAGUUUUUGUCAUUCGAAGAGACUUUAGGGGACACACUGGCUGCUUUCUCAAUUCUGGGAUCUCUCCUUCCUCUUGGCAUCCUGGCAAUUUUCUUUAAAAACUCUGAUACACCAGUUGUUAAAGCAAAUAACCAGAAUCUCAGUUACAUCCUUUUAGUUUCCCUGUUUUUCUGCUAUCUCUGUGCCUUAAUGUUUAUUGGUCGUCCUGUUACUAUAACUUGUGUGCUCAGGCAGUUUAUAUUUGGGAUCAGUUUUGUCAUGUGCAUUUCGUGUAUCUUGGGAAAGACAAUGAUGGUGGUGAUCGCCUUCAACCUCACCCAGCCAAAGAGCAACAGGAGAAUGUGGUUGAAUUCUGGAGUAACUAACACCCUGGUGCUUGUGUGCACAGCUAUACAAGUGAUUAUAUGUGCUGGGUGGCUUGCACACUCUCCUCCUUUUAAAUACCAAGACAAUAAAUCUAAAAUGGGCACCAUUAUUGUGGAAUGCAACAAAGGAUCGCCUAUUGCUUAUUCGUGCACAAUGGGAUAUAUGGGUUUUUUAGCUGCUUUAUGUUUUGCCAUAGCUUAUUUGGCAAGAAAGUUGCCAGGCAGUUUCAAUGAGGCCAAACUGAUCACCUUUAGUAUGUUGAUAUUUGGAGCUGUUUGGAUCUCCUUCAUCCCAGCCUACCUCAGCACCACAGGGAAGUACAUGGUGGCAGUGGAAGUGUUUGCUAUUUUAUCAUCAAGCAGUGGAUUAGUGGCAUGUAUAUUUUUACCAAAGGUCUACAUUAUUAUUCUGAGACCAGAGAUGAACCGGAAAGAUAAAAGAAUAUUUACAACAAAAGACAUUGAUAAGUAA